Scylla paramamosain (green mud crab) is the source of this 9006-nucleotide messenger RNA. Its product is annotated as probable ATP-dependent DNA helicase HFM1. The record is from RefSeq and is a predicted model, not a curated record. NCBI's taxonomy places the organism in Eukaryota, Metazoa, Arthropoda, Malacostraca, Decapoda, Portunidae. The coding region runs from base 85 to 6216 and encodes 2043 amino acids. Gene Ontology annotation, molecular function: nucleic acid binding; ATP binding. The transcript is spliced from 32 exons.
GCCAAGGUCAGACGGCACUUGGCGGGUAAGGAGGUAGCACGCGCGGCAAAUUUCUCCGCCAUAGAUUGCUGGAGCAACCUGAACAUGGAGACAGACAGUACCUUUGAGGUUCCCUUCGAAGUGGCGCCCCCGCCUGAGGAGGAUGACAGCCCCUCGCAGCUGCCAUCACAGGUGCUAUCGCAGCUCCCUCUCACUCAGGUGUGGUCAAAGGCUCCACAGCCCUGGCAGAUGCCCAAGACCCACUAUGUAGCCUUGGAGCACCACCAGGCAUACAAGGAGAACAAUUUGGAUCAGCGGCUCAGCCAUGCAUCACAAAGUCGUCAACGUGACUGCUACACUCAAAACCAUAACCUCACUCGGGAUCACCAAACAGAGGGUCACUUCUACCAUCAGGACCAGAUGAGCAAUGCUGAUGAUCAAGAGGAGCAGGCUUACCAGGAAGGGGGGCUUGGUACUCAGGGUCACCAAGUCCACCCAGGUCAUGUUAUGCAUCAUCAGGCCACUCGAGAUCACCAGAUUUACACAAGAGCCUCUCAGAGUCGCCAACAGCAGGCUGUGAGUCACACUAUGCAGGGUCACCGAUUACAGAGAGGCCGUUUUCCAGUCCAGCUAACUUCAGCAUCUUGUCUUAACAGCAGUGGCAGGGAGGCUUCUGCUGCUGGAAACCAGCAGAGAAAUGCUUCAGGUGGUGGCAUGCUAAGGCCUGUGGCAGACAUACCUGCCCAGUACAGGUCCCUCUUCUCCCAGUUUCCCUUCUUUAACAUUGUCCAGUCUACAGUGUUUCCAGAUGUGUUUGAGUCUGAUCGCUCAGUGGUGGUGUCAGCUCCCACAGGUUCAGGAAAGACUGUGGUGAUGGAGCUGGCUCUGGUGCGGCUCCUCAUAACUCGAGACAGUUGUCCUCCCAGUGAUCAUCCACCCCAGCCAGCCAGGGUGGUGUACAUGGCACCCAUGAAGGCACUGGUGACAGAGAGGUACUUGGAUUGGCGACAGCGACUGGCACCCCUCAAUCUUACGUGUGCUGAGAUCACUGGUGACACUGAACAUGAUGACAUUACUGUCAUCAAAAACUCACAGGUGAUAUUGACCACACCAGAGAAAUGGGACUUUCUCACCCGCCGCUGGAGGGACCAUGCCUCCCUCAUGCAGGCAGUGUCCCUCCUCCUCAUUGAUGAAGUGCACGUGCUGAAUGAUGAGGGGCGUGGGCCAACCCUGGAGGCUGUGGUGUCCCGCAUGAAGACCAUCCGUGCUACCAGGCCCACACAUGGAAACUUGGCUGCAUCACCCAGGCUCAGGUUUGUGGCAGUGUCAGCGACAAUUCCUAAUGCUGAGGAUGUGGCUGCCUGGCUCUCAGAUGAUCCCACUCCUGCAGUCUUUCACAAGUUGGAGGAGAGUCUGCGGCCUGUCAAGCUGCGACGUGUGGUACUGGGAUAUGACUGCCGGGACAACUGGACAGAUUUCCGCUUUGACCUCUCACUCAACUACCGACUUUCUGGUGUUAUUACCAACUACAGUGAAAAUAAACCCACACUAGUGUUUGUAUCAACAAGAAAGGCAGCUCAGUCCUCUGCCACUACCCUGGCCAAGGAGGCACGGCUCAUACGAGAUGCAGCACACAAGCAGCUUCUUACCACUGUUGCUAAUGGAUUGAGGGACAACAAGCUCAGAGAGUGUGUUAUGUAUGGUGUUGGCUUCCACCAUGCUGGGCUGGUGAUGGGGGACAGACGACAUGUGGAGGAGCUGUUCAUUGCCGGUCAGCUGCCUGUCCUUGUGGCUACUAGUACUUUAGCAAUGGGAGUUAACCUGCCAGCACAUCUAGUUGUUGUCAAGUCCACCACACAGUAUGUAGGGGGAGCCUAUGAAGAAUAUUCCUCUGCCCAACUCCUUCAGAUGACAGGCCGUGCUGGAAGGCCUCAGUUUGAUACCCAUGCUACUGCUGUCAUCAUGACCAAGAACAAACAUAAGAACAAGUACGAGAACCUGCUUUCUGGACGCACUCAUCUUGAGUCCCACCUGCACCUCCACCUGGCGGAACACCUUAACGCUGAGAUCGUGCUGGGGACUGUCACAGACCUAGGGGUGGCUGUGGAGUGGCUCCGGUCCACCUUUUUGUAUGUGCGAGUGCAGCACAACCCUCGCCACUACAGCCUGCCUGAAGACCUCAAGCAGGCACAACUCGAGGCCAGAUUACAAGAAAUGUGCACAAAAGAAGUGAAUGCGCUGGCCAGGGUGGGGGUGAUUCUACUAAAUGAAGUGGACAUCAAGCCUACACUACCCGGCAGACUCAUGGCCCGCUAUUGCGUUUCCUUCAGCACCAUGAAGACAUUCCUGCAGCUUAGUGGACAGGAAAGCCUCAGGGAGCUGGUGGAAAUGGUGUCUACCUGCCAGGAAUUCUAUGACAUGAAGGUGCGGAUGGCGGAGAAGAGGGUGUUGAAUGAGCUGAACAAGAGCCAAACAUCUGCCAUCCGCUUCCCCAUCAAGGGCAAGAUUAAGACAAGGGAGCACAAGAUUAACUGCUUGGUGCAGGCCACGUUGGGCAGUGACAACAUUGUGGACCCAGGCUUGAGUCAGGAGGCGGGCAAGAUAUUCCGCACCGGACAGCGGCUCACCAAGUGCCUGGCAGAGUACGGAGUUUCGCGGACGGAAUAUGAACUGGUCCUGAACACGCUGCUGCUGGCCAAAUGUUUCAGCUGCCGUCUGUGGGAAAACAGCCGCUUCGUGACUCGCCAGCUGGAACGCAUUGGCCCGACCUUCAGCACGGCGCUCGUUCAGUCCAAGAUCACCUCCUUUGCUGCUCUCGAGGCCGCCUCGCCCAGGGACAUCGAACUGAUACUGAACCGCCAACCGCCCUUCGGGAACCGCAUCCGUGAUCAGGCGACGAAACUACCGCGCUAUGAGGUGACUGUGGAGCAGCUCAACCAGGUAAGUAGCGAGAAGAGCGACCUGCGGGUGACGGUGAAGCUGGCGAACCAAGAGGCGCUGAAGGACGGGUCUACCACGCCCAAGCACCACGCCUGCCGCCUCUUGCUUGGCAACGCGGACAACAGGGUCGUUUUUCAUCAGAGGAUCACGGACGCCUUGCUGAAGGAGCUGGGGUCAGUGAGUCGUGUGGUCAACGUCAAGAGGGCUGAAGCUGGAGACGACUUGGCUGUCAACUUCAUCUCUGAGACCUGGGUUGGGUUGGACGUUCAGAGCACCUACACACCACGUUACCUCCCACGCCCCGCAUCCAGCCUCAAGGCUACCACCACCACCACCUCCUCCACCUUCAUCAAGAACCAAGGCUACAACGAUAACAAUACUACCGCCAGUAGCACUAUCGGUGGCUCUAGCAUGAGGGGAGAUGGGGAGCGGCGUGCCUGUCUCCACACCUGCGGGGACAAACGUAAUUGUGCUCACACCUGCUGCAAGGUCGGGGUGGUGAGUGCGAAGGGGAGCAGCGGCCGUGGGGAGGUGCCAGCUGUGGUGCAAGAAGUGAGGAAGAGAACCACACAUCUGCCCGACACACUUGUCAAGAAGCUCAAGAGUAAUAUAAGCAGUGGGACACUGGAUAUUUCGCAGUUCCAGUACAAGCCAACGCGCCCCACUAUGUUGAUGUCCCCGCCUGCCCAAGCCAGCAGACAGCAGACCUUCACUUCCUACCCUGAAGCAUGCUAUCAAGACAGGAACCAGACCAAGAGCUCUGCUGCUGCCACGACAUCGAUGCCUCACGAAAAUCUUCAGACAGAGGACCUCAUAACUGACAAUGUCCUGAAAGACUUUGAGAACGAAGUUGACUUCACACAGGACAUCAAUGACUUAAUGGACAUGGAAACUAUGGAAGCUUUCUUAGUCGCCUUUGAGAAGGAGAAUCUCCAGGAAGAGUACGUGGAUGCCUUUGACGAGCCUCUGGAGGUGGAGGACAUUCAAGGUACAACUGAGGACACGCCACAUACUUCAUGGCUUCAGCACCACCAGAACCACGCCCUCCGAGCAGCCACCAGGCCAGUCCCUCAGCAGCCUGUGACACCAAGAUCAGGGCUGAGGCCAAUUAGACCCUUACAAGCUACAUCAAGUCAGACCCUGAGGGCACAGCGACAAGGAAUACAGAUGUCCCAAGCUCAGAGGUGUCAGAGGCCACAAGUCUACGACAGGCAGGAUCAAGGCACGGUUAGAUCCUCAUCGAAGAGUACUACCCAGACCACCUUAAUCCGGUGGCUACAGGGCGACCAGAAACACACGGCACCUCCACAAACUCAGACCAACCAACCUCAGAUACCUACAGUGAGCCAAACUCAGACUAUCACGCGACCAGCCCCUCUGCGAAUCAGUCAGAAUCAACGGCCUCAAGCGUCAGAAGUAGUGACUAAUCAAAGUCAGCGCUGUCUCAGACCAGCAGAAGUAGUUACUAGUCAGAAACAAUGGUCUCUCAGGCCUACAGGAGUAAUGGCAAAUCAGAGUCAGCGUCCCCAUAGGCCAGUAGGAACACUGGCUAGUCAGAAUGAACAGCCUCUCACGGCUGCAGGAGUAUUUGCUAAUCAGAAUCCACAGCCUUUGAGACAAUGUGCACCUAUGAUAAAUCAAAAUGUAGAGCCUUUCAAACAUGCAGGAGCAAUGGCCAGAGGGAAUAUGCCACGUUCUGCUGGGACACUAAACAGUCAAAAUGCUCAACCUUUCAGAUUUGUAAGAUCACAAGUAGCUCAGACUCUCCGACCAACUUCCACUACAGCAGCGCAGAUAGAUCAGAGGCGAGGCCCGGUUCCAGAGAUGGUCAAUAAUCAAGCUGUUUGUCCUCCAGCACAUGGUUCACAAAUUACAGAGACUGUGCAAAACAGCCAACAAGCACUUAGAGGAUCAUUGCAUGUGCCACUGUAUCUCGUCACUCCCACUCAAAGACUGCCUCAUAUCUACAGACCUGGAGGGCCGGCCAACCACGCCUCUGCACCCAACACACAGGUGCCUCACACUGUGUAUCAAGGGGUUAAACCAAGGGUUGUGCAGGCUGGGCAAUUGAUAAAUACCACCGGGCCCAUGACAUGGCAGGGCGAGCGGGUAGAACCUAUUGUUUCAGUGGAGAAUACAAGGCAGUGGCCAUCAGAAAGCGAGAUCGAGUUGGAACAUGAAGCAUGGACGCCCACUGACAUCUCUCAGAACGAUCAGCCGGUCCUAGACUUGUCAUGUAGUGCUGCGCCUUUCCCUCCAGGCUCAGUGAUGAGGCCCACACACAUCCCCGGGGCACCUUGGCAUUUUCAGAACCAGCAGCAAGAACAACAGCCCCAGCAGCAACCAGCUGGUGGAGGUGUGUGGAGCUCACAAUCGAUGGAAGCACAAGCACCGCCGCGGGUCCUACAGAUGGGCAUCAACAGCCUAAAACAGUUUUGCUCGCCGGCUUCUGACGUGGAGGGUUCUUUCGUCAGUCAUCCUCCAUCCACCUCACACAACGACCUCCCUGCUCCCCAAACUAUCACCACGGACAUGGCCUUCACCUCACUUGAAUCUGAAUACCAAAACAGUGUUGCCUCCACCAGAAGCCGCUAUCGUUACUCGUCUAAUAUAUUGCAGUUGCCGGCAUUGUCAGAGUCACCCACGCAGCAGAGUGAAAGCAGCGCCACGCACAUGAGGCCCGUGGCGGGGAUCAGACCAAUGGUUUCAGACGGCACAGAAAAAAGGAAAAAGCAACCAGACCCCUUCUCUCAUCUGACGAAGGAAUGGAAUGAAAUGCAGAGAGGGAAGUGCAAGGGUAAGCUGAGCAACAUCUACCUCCCCAAGCCUUCGCCACGGCCCUUGGAGAAAGUAAGGACUCCUACUCCAUCCCCGACAACUAUCAAGAACAAUGAUGACUGGAAGGAUUUGGAGAUGUUUCAGUGGUGUCGUCAACAAGAAAAACUAGCGUUACAUUCUUUGUACCAGCGGGAGGCACCGGCCGAAGCUCAAUACCCUCCCAGUGAUAUAUCAAAGGGCCACCCCGCUCCUGACCGGGCUCCCUCUGCCUCACGGCCGCUGCCCAGAACCAACAGCCUGCAGAUUACUUAUGACAACGGCAGCCAGGGUCAUGUGGUGGGCGUGGGAUUGAGUGGAGUGGGCGGUGCCCGGCAGAACAUCAAUAUUAACCUGUCCAGCCUUGAUAUGGAGUCUGCAGCCAACACACAGGGCGUUGAGGAGCCGCAGGUGCGGGGCAUACUCAAGAAACCCACGCAGAGCACUUGGUGUGUUCCGGACAUCUACGAGGGCAUCACGUGAAGGGCGCCGCGCUUGCAUAUCGCGUGUGUAUGUGGGUCGCCUGAUUCCUGUCACCUCGUGCUAUGCUGGUGUCGGCGGCGACACCCCAAAGAAGUGAACCACCAGAAUUCCUCCAGCUAGGCCUCACAUUAACUCGCCAGAUAAACACUAUGAAGAUUAAUUAUUAUCCUUUUUGCGCCACUACAAGUAUAAAGGAGGAGGAGGAGGAGGAGGAGGAGGAGGAGGAGGAGGAGGACUGCGUGGAUAGGCCUUAGUAUUUUCGAUUGGAAUAAAAUGUCGCUUUCACGCCCUUAUCUUCUCCUCUCUUCCUCCUCCUCCUCUUGGCUCCAUAUUUGGCCACCACGCCUUCCCUCCAUCCUUCGUGUUCCUCCAUCUCUCCUUUUCCUUCUUUGGUCUCUAUUUCAUCCUUUCAUACCAUUUAUUUCUCCCUUUCUUUCGGUCUUGUGUUAUUCAUUCUCUCUAGUUUUCAAUCUUUUUCUCUCCAUCCCUCGUAUCUCAUGUGAUCCUUCUCUCCAGUUCCUCUUCUCUUUACCAUUCGUCAUUCUAUCAUUUAUCCAGUUCCUUUUUUCUUCUCUCCAAAUUCACUUUUUCCAUUUUCCCCAUACCCCUACUGUUUCUUCCUUAAACUGUUUUCUCCUUCCUUUCCUUCCUUUUGUACAGACGUGAGAGGUGAUACAAACAGAAUUGAUUUAUGUGGUGCUGAAUCUUUGUUGUAUUUGUAACCCUAAACAUAGACCCGUCUCACUCCCCUCCUCUCUCUCUCUCUCUCUCUCUCUCUCUCUCUCUCUCUCUCUCUCUCUCUCUCUCUCUCUCUCUCUCUCUCUCUCUCUCUCUCUCUCUCUCUCUCGAUAAGUUAAUAAUAUGCUACAAAAUCUUUAAUCUGUUCGGUGCUUACUAUUGGAAUCUGUACGACCGUCUUCCCUUUCACGCUAUAAGUGGUGCAGGUCAGGGAAUAAUAUAGACCAUUCUUGAUGGUCCUUACGCCUCACGUUGCCCACCACUUGCUAUUGAAAGACAAGAAUACAUUAUCCUACAUCAUCCUCUUGUAAUCCUCCUCCUUUACCGCAUUGUAGUAAUAUUCAUAGUUCAAGUGGUGAAUGUGUAAGACGUGCAAGGUGCCAUUGUGAGUUAUUGCGCGGUAGUAUUCAUAGAGAUAAGUGGUCAGUGUAUAAGUUGUCAUUGUAACCUAUUUUGACAACCUGUUUUACCACAAAGGAGGAAUAAUUCGAUGGACUGGCCAAUUGUGUAAUGCUUUUUGUCAUCCUCCCCUGCUCAUUGCUCUCCAGUAAAUGAUGUGGGUGUGGUAAAAGAAACGUUACUAGUGCCGUCUCCAUGCUCAUUGUACUGUGACCUUCUCCUGCAAGCUUUUUUUUUUUUUUCUUUUCAUCUUGAUAUUGGAUCGUUGUUUCUUGUCAGUUGCUUCCCUUACCACGAUCAAAUAUCAUAUUCUCCUCUAAUCUUUUCUCGUGCGGGUUUUUCUUUUUCUUUUCCUUCCUUUUUUUUGUUCUUGUUUUUCUUUGCUUGUUUUGUUCUUUUCUUGGUCUUUUUCUUUUCUUUUCUCUUUCUUUUUCUUAAUUUAUUUCUUUAUUUUUCUUUAUAUUUUCUUUAUUUUCUUUCUUUCUUUAUUUAUUUAUUUUUGCGACAACUUUAUAUUAUCUUUCCAGCUUAAUCAUGACCUUCCCCUCAUCCUUCGCCCAUCCACUCCUAUCUUCACCAUUCUUCAGUUGCUUCCUUUUCCACAAUCAGAUACAGUCUCCUACACCAAUCCUUUCUCCUGCAGAUUCAUUUUAUUUAAUUAAUAUUUUUUUUUCGUGUUACCUUCCUAUCUUGGCGAUCCUCUCAUCCAUCGCCCAUCGACUCCCAUAUCCAUCAUUCUUCCAUCAACAAAGCCCUCGUCUCUUCCCACUUAUCCAUACUAAUACAGUCAGUCUAUUUUACUGUAUUUUCUUCGAUACCUUUUUUAUGUAAGUGGUACUGGCGUAGGGAUACAAUAAACUUAGGGGAAAAAAAGGCCCACUGAGGUGCCAGUCCUUGAAGAAAAGUCUACUACUACCUUCUGUUUCAUAAUACCAGUGAGGGGAAAAUGUAAGAGAAAUCAGGUAUAGUUUUAUCAUAAAUUUAUUUGUUUAAUUCUACAAAUAGAGUAAUACUGUACAUGGCAGAGGGCAGCACGGGACCUCUCCUUAGGAACGCCCAGUGCAGGCUGCGGGAAUGUUGGGUGACAGCACGGCGAAGGGCACGACCAGGACGACAGUGGCCUAGGGAAGGAGGGUGGACGAGGGGGCGAUGGCGUGAGGGAGAAGUGUCACCCUCUCACCAACUCAUGGGAGAGAGGGAGGGAAGGGGUAGCGUGAAGCGACACUCCAUCCGUCCCUCUCACCCAUUACCUUCUCACCACCUCCACACGCACCUCCCUGGGCCACGGGCCUCGGCGAAUGCUACUUUUCCUCACCUCAAACAAACCAGACGAAAACGAACGUUACAAAACGUUACGGUACGCAAAAAAAUAAAGCGAUGCAUUAUUACGAGUUCAAUCUGCUUCUUCUAUGUACAGAAUGUAGCGUGUCGCGGUGGUGAGGUGACUGGUGGUUUGGUUUGUGUGUAUUUCUGUAUUUCUCAAUCUUCUCCUCCUCUAUCACUGUCCUGUUCAUAACUUACAUACUAUAUUUACAAGUCUUCUUACUACACACAACACUUCUUAACUACAGCUUACACACACACGCACACACACUCUCUCUCUCUCUCUCUCUCUCUCUCUCUCUCUCUCUCUCUCUCUCUCUCUCUCUCUCU